Messenger RNA from Scomber scombrus (Atlantic mackerel), 1379 nucleotides. RefSeq names its product proteasome 20S subunit alpha 6, like (gene psma6l). Gene Ontology annotation, cellular component: cytosol; proteasome core complex; proteasome core complex, alpha-subunit complex. The transcript has 7 exons. NCBI's taxonomy places the organism in Eukaryota, Metazoa, Chordata, Actinopteri, Scombriformes, Scombridae. Gene Ontology annotation, biological process: ubiquitin-dependent protein catabolic process. The record is from RefSeq and is a predicted model, not a curated record. Bases 176 to 916 code for a protein of 246 amino acids.
GUAAAACUCUCUCAGGGAAGUAACUCCAUUAUCCUGCGUAUCAUUCAGCAGCAGCACGGUCAUGCUGUGUCAUAUGAACUGACUCUCAAAAAGUAACAAUAAUCGGUUAUUUAGGAAGACAGAAAUAUACAUUACAGCGGUGUGAAGUUCACCUGAGGUCACGAGGAGAAAAGAAAUGUCGCGCGGGUCCAACGCAGGUUUCGACCGACACAUCACCAUCUUUUCACCGGAGGGCCGCCUCUACCAAGUCGAGUAUGCCUUCAAAGCCAUCUCCCAGAGCGGGUUGACUUCAGUGGGAAUUCGUGGGACAGACAGCGUUGUGGUGGUCACACAAAAGAAAAUACCUGACAAGCUGCUGGACUCAUCCACUUUGACCAACAUGUUCAAACUGACCCCUCGUAUUGGCUGUGUGAUGACUGGACACAAUGCGGACAGUCGUUCCCAGGUUCACCGGGCAAGGGUGGAAGCAGGAGAAUGGAAAUAUAAGUUUGGUUACGACAUCAAUGCAGACGUGCUGUGUCGUAGGUUGGCUGAUAUCUCCCAGGUCUACACACAAAACGCUGAAAUGAGGCCUCUUGGCUGCUGUAUGAUCAUGGUGGCUAUGGAUCCUCAGCAGGGUCCUGUCCUGUACAAAUGUGACCCUGCAGGCUACUACUGUGGCUUCAGAGCCACAGCAGUUGGGGCCAAACAGACAGAGGCCAACAGCUACCUGGAGAAGAAACUGAAGAAGAAGCCUGAGCUGACCCAAGACAGGACAGUGCAGAUGGCUAUAUCCUGUCUGGCCUCUGUGCUGUGCAUGGAUUUCAAGGCCAGUGAGCUGGAGAUCGGCGUGGUCACCAAAGAAAUACCCAAGUUCAGGACACUGUCGGAGGCAGAGACAGAAGUCCACCUCAUUGCCAUCGCAGAACGGGAGUAAAAGGUGCUCCCAGACAUUUCAGUCCGUCAUUCAUCAUAGUAUUUCAUUUUCAGUGUGCUUGAUUUCUCCAAAGCACUGCUACCUACAGUCUGAAAUCCAAAAGUACACUAGCUUUCACCUGGUUUAUGCUGGAGGUUUUAUCAUGCACACCUGAAGAAGAAACUCUGUUAUAAAGGAUUGCGCUAGCUUAGAUUUAUAAUGUUUCAUAAGACAUUUUCAGUGGGCUUUUUUAUUCAAUACAGUAAAAUAAUAACAUAACAAACAUUGUGUAACUAGGUUUAAAUAUCUGAUCUUGCAUAUUGACCAUCUUCAGUGGACAAGACAAGCUGUGACAUUGUCGUGACAGCCUCUGCUUUUCUUAGGAUGUGUACAGGAUAUUUGUCAUACAUCUAAUUUAAUACUGUAUGUUUGUAACACCGCCUUUGUAGUCACCGCCACACUUCAAAAAUUGUAAUAAAAAUUG